Messenger RNA from Dermacentor andersoni, 1456 nucleotides. RefSeq lists its product as uncharacterized. The record is from RefSeq and is a predicted model, not a curated record. NCBI's taxonomy places the organism in Eukaryota, Metazoa, Arthropoda, Arachnida, Ixodida, Ixodidae.
UUGCGCACUAAACUGGUUCAACUCCGAUGGCGCAUUAAUGUAGUUCAACGUAGAUUAUUGGGGAUUGAAACCAUCGAUCCGUGCGACAGACCUGCCUACAUGCUUCCAAAUUCUCGGAGAAGCGGCGAGCAGUUUCGGUUUCAGUUCUUCUUGAAUUUAUAUUUUACUCCAUAACUAAUUCUAAAUAGGCAGCAAAAACACAAUAAAACAAAAACUUUAUUAUUAGUAUUUAAAAUACCGAAUAGCUUCCUUUUACUUUUGAUUUUAUAAUAUGUUUAUCAUAUACGGCAUGGCGGCUGUGCCUUCUCUGUUGCCAUGGUUUCGCAUUUUUCUCCCGUGGGCUCCGUGUUCGCAUAGGUCCUACAGUGUGGUAUAGUUUCGGGGGUUUCGCGCGCUUUCUCAAAUAGAUAUUAUACUUGGGCUUGCUGAGUCAGUCUGCGUUUCAAUCGAAGAGCUUACAGUUGGCAGGAAGCGCGCCAUGGAAAGCGAAUACGAAAGUGACCCCUUUGCUGUGGUCUCAUUCCCUGAAGAGGAGGACAGUUUGGCCAUCAUUCACACGUCAUGGCUGAAAGGAGACCACCGCUCUACGUUUUGGCCAAUAGAAAAAAACCCUGGCAAACGGCGAAAACUAACGAUGCAAGGCACUAAGCCAACAGACUCUUGGAUUGAAGUGCAGUGCGUCGUCAAACGCUGGGCUGGUAAGGUUGACUUUUGCUUUCUCAAUUUCUGUGUUGUAAAAAACUUUUUCCCCCCAGAUACCUAUGAGAGGGCACAAAACAAGCUUAAUUCCCUCCAGUACUCAUCUGACAGUAACAGUGGAAGAGAAUUGGGACGGGGCAAAAGAAGGCGGCGACGUGCAAUACAUUUUCGAGAUGAUGAGGAGAAUGGCAGCUCAGACUACGAUGAAAAUGAUGAAUAUGUCCAACCAAGGGCACCAACACCACCUCAGCCAUUAUCCGUGACAGGCAGGUAUGAGCCGACCUCGGGAGAACUGUCUUACCAACUCCCGCACUGUACAGAUGUUCGGGACUGUUCAUUUUCACUCAUGGAGGCUUCACAACCAAGUUCACAAGCCAAUGCUUUGCACAGGUCUGUAGCUACCCAUGCUGAAGCCCCAAGAUUAUACACAGACUUGCAAACUCAAGGUUCAGCCUACAGGCCAGUAUCCACAUCUCUUGCUGAAACUACAAGGCCAUGCACAAAUCCACAUGUGCUCGAUGCUUUGCACAGGUCGGAAGCUGCCGGCUCAUUCACGGAAUUGCAAACUCGUGGUUCAUCAUACACACCAGUAUCCACACCCCUUGCUGGAGCUACAAGGUCACGCACGGAACCACAUGUGCUUGGUGCCUUAUGCAGGCCUGCUUCGACACAUGCUAAAGCUGCCAGCUUCACUGAGUUGCAACCUCUCGAAUGUGCAUGCGGCAGCCAGGAAUUGAACCUGCGAGCUCAAGCUUAG